AUGGCCUUCGGGUUUCUUGCUGCCCGAAAGUUUUCUGUCGCCCAAGCCCUCGAAUUGUAUCACAACUAUCAGUCUAUGCUGUUUCGAGAGAAUCUACCCGGUUUAGUGGAUCCCUUUGAAGAGGAGGUUCGACGGGAAUUAUUGUCGGGGAAAUUUGUUAUUCUCAAUGAUGCAGAUGCUUCGGGUGCUCGCGUGGCUCAAUUCUUUGUUCGUCUGUUUCGCAAUUCCACCAACCAUCAGGCCUUAUUGAAGAGCAUUCUGUUUCAGCUUGAUGCAGCAUUCAGAAAGUGA
Echinostoma caproni is the source of this 291-nucleotide messenger RNA. NCBI's taxonomy places the organism in Eukaryota, Metazoa, Platyhelminthes, Trematoda, Plagiorchiida, Echinostomatidae. The record is from the annotation of a GenBank genome assembly.